Podarcis lilfordi (Lilford's wall lizard) is the source of this 4983-nucleotide messenger RNA. NCBI's taxonomy places the organism in Eukaryota, Metazoa, Chordata, Lepidosauria, Squamata, Lacertidae. The record is from the annotation of a GenBank genome assembly.
AUGCAGCUGAUUUUAUUCCUGUCCUUGAAGACCUACAGCAAGCUGGUGGGCCUCUACUGCCAUCCCCACUGCCUCUCCUAUAUUCCCUAUAUUCCCUCAUUCCUCAAUUCUGGCCAGAUAGCAUGCCCUCCAACAUUUCUCAGAAAAUAGGGACAUUCUUUUCUACACCAGUAGAAUGUCCCUAUUUGCUGAGGAAUGUUGGAGGGUAUGACAGCUCCUUCACCCUCCCACUCACUGUAUUCUCCAAAAGGAUAGUGGCUAGUGCUAGCCCCUAUUUUGGCAAUGUAUCCAGUCUCAUUGCCCAUCCCCUCUAAGACAGCAGUGUUUCAUCUGGAACCUCUGAAAGGAAGAGAACACACACACUUCCCAAACUUAUGACUGCACACCUAUUUGUGUGAACAACAGAGAGCUUCCAGAAUUUGCAAAAAAACAGGGCACAGUAUUCUGUCAAAAUGAACCCCAAAACUAAUUUUAACCCCAGUAGGCCACCUAGCUGAGCAUUAUGCCUUCUGAAGGGCCAGCCAGGUUUAUCAGAGAAAUUUAACAGCAGGGUCUGAUGGGUUUUUUUCCCUCCUUGUUUUUCUCCAUCAUCUGUUAACUAGAGAACCCCUCACAAUUACCAUUUUUUUAUAAGCUAAAGGUCCCAGCAGUUCAAGCAGAUCUUUAUAAGGAAGAUGAUCAGUUUCUGAAAGAAAAUACAACAGUAAUUUUGUUCUUUGGACUUCUGUAAUAAUGGCUGCCUGAUAGCACUUUGGGCUUUGAUGUUGGUGCUUUUGGGGAAACUGAAGACCACCAUCUUGUAAGUUGGUAGCAAGACCUGGAAUUAUGCAGCUAUGAUGUUAAAUGUAUGAAUAACUCAAGAACUGAAGGGUUGAGAUGACAUAACUUGGAGUUUGGAAACAAAUAUAUCCAUUGUAAGUGGUUUUUCAAACGAAAUCUUCAAGGCCUAUGUUGUACACUAGAAAGUUAGAAACCAAAAUUAAGCUGAUCCCUCCCUUACCCAUUAAGUAAAGACUGGUGUUUCUCUUUCUAAACCAGAGAUGGGGAACUUGUGGUCCAACAGACGUUGGUAGACUCCAGCUCCCCUUAGCUACAGUUAGCAUGGACAAAGGGAACUGUAGCCCAAGGACAUCUAGAGAGCCACAGGUUCCUCAUCCCUGCUCUAAGCAGACCUGUGGUGGUGGAGUCCCAACUUCUGCUUGGCAUCUUUAAGGCACUGUGGGCAUUUUCAUACAGCGCCACACAUUAAGGAAGACAAGAGAGACAGGUUUUCUAGCAUCACCUUUGUGCCUCAGGAGGACCUGAAAGCCACAUCACUAGAGAGGCUGGAGGAGGAGGAGGGUUUGUUAAAGGGAAAAUUGCUAGGAGCUGAGCAACACUGAACCCUUGGAGGUAUCAUAUAAACCUGUCAGCUGAUAUGAAUAAAGAAGCUCUUACCUGGGGGUAAUAGAAGACACUGGUGCUACAAUAAGGGCAAAACAUAUAGGGUUGGCUGGUUUGCGAAUGUAAAUGAGAUUGUCCUCUCACAAACGUCCCAGAUUUGGAUGCCAUUAUGGAUGGAUAUUGUCAGAGAGCAAGAAGUGACUCUUGAGUUCAUUGUCCACAAGGCUAGGAAGGGAAUGGGCCAGGCUGGCUUGGGCUGAGCUUUCAGCCUAGGAUUCCCUGCCCUGGAGACCAUCAGCAGAGAGAAGGCUGGGUGCAUUGUGAUGCAAGCAUAGCCCUUCCGAGUCACAAUGCCGCUGAGCCGCUGCCUCCCUCUGGGCUCCGUCCCAGCCUGCCCUUUGCAAUAGGCGCUUCAACCUGCCCAGUGGACUCUUAGGGAGCACUCCUCCGCCUUUGAUAGGUAAGGCUGGGACGGAGGAGCCAAGGGCAAGACAGAAGAAUGGGCCGGCCCAGGAUGCCAGACUCCAGGCACCCCAUGGUGGGGCCACCCAAACAAUACUCAACCAAAGCAGGAGUGGAACCAGUUGGCCCUGUCAUGAGGCAGAGUGGAGCAACCACCUCAGGUGGUAGAUUCUGGGGGGCAGUGGCAAUAGCAGUGGCCCCUCAGCUGCUGCUCCUUAACACCCCAAGCUGUACCCCUUGGUUGGAGUUGUUCAUGCUAUGUGGUCUGCCCUGCCCCCUCCCAAACUAACCUGGAGCCUUGGGUGCAGCAGAGGACACCACCCUGUUGCUUGUGAUUCACUUGCAAGCCCAGCAACUUUCCUCUGCAGGAUGGGUAGCAGCUGUCCUCUUGCCCUUUGCCUUGGGAGCAGUGAAAUGUAUUGGGCUGGGCUGGCCUGGAGUCCGUUUAGAGUGACUGGGGCGAACUUUUCUCCACACCAGGAAAAGGCCUCCCCUGCACAAUUUCUGUGUCAGGUUUCGGUUGAAGGUACAAGGUGAAGUUAUUUUAAAUAAUGUUGCAGCCAUACUGUAGUGCAUGGGGGGACGGGACAGGAACAGGAAGACAGACACUUACCUUCCUGGCAGCUGAAGUAUGGGGUUGGCUGGGGCUUCCAGGCAGCUUCUGGCACCCCUCUGAGUUCUUUCAUACAUGGUCAGAAAUGUAGAACUGUUGGAUGUUUAGCGAUGCACAAAUACACGGGAUCCACUCCCCCUUGUGAACACACUAUUGCUGCAUUUCCAAUAACAUAAACCAGAUUCUCUCUUGCUCCCCUCCCUUUCUGUGACUCGCAUAUCAAUGUAUUAUCUAAGCAGGCAGCAUAUACAAAAACACUGUAGACAUUAAGAGUAUUUUUCAAAAGAUCACAACCCUAAAACGAACCAAUGGAGUAAAGAAUUCAUUGGUAUGGGCAGAUAUGUCUUCUGAGCACCCACUUGUGAGGCCUGAGAGUGGGGCAGGGGACCCUCAGAAGAACCAGGAGCUUCCUAGGCUGGUGUGUGAUGCUCCUAGAGUUGCUUACGCAGCUGGCAUUUUGGAGUAGGUGGAUGAGCCUGGCGCAGGGGCAGAGGGAUGUCCCACUGAACACUUCUCUUCCAUAGACAGGUCUGGGGCUCGGACAUGAGCUCCCAAGAGACCCCACAAGCUCGGAGAUUUCCAAUAGAGGCAGGAGAUUCUCCCAGCCUGGCGACUGCCCCCGAAACACAGGAGCCAGUUGCCCCUGAGCGCACUGCAACAAGGUAAGGAAACGUUUCACAGUGGGACAGGCAGGAUUCAACCCUGACACCACAGCUGAAGGAGAAGGGCUGUGGUGGCUCAGUUGGCAGAGCAUUUCCUUUGCACACAGAAGGUCCCAGGUUUAGUCUCUGCUAUAGCCAAGCAGGUCUGGAAACUGCCCUUCCCUCAAUCCCUGGAGAGCCACUGCCAGUCAGCAUAGAUGAUAAUGGGCUAGAUGGACUUCAACAAAGGCAGGUUCCUGUUUCCCUAACCUGCCACUCCUCCUCUUUCUGUGGAGAGCAGGUGCUAACCCGUCUUCUAUUGCAUCGAGCAGCCAAGUGUAUGAGGGAAUCUGCCUCUGAAAAUAUGGGUGGACAGAACUAGUUACAGUGGUACUUUGGGUUACAUACGCUUCAGGUUAUAGAUGCUUCAGGUUACAGACUCCGCUAACCCAGAAACAGUACCUCAGGUUAAGAACUUUGCUUCAGGAUAUGAAUAGAAAUCGUGCUCCAGCGGUGCGGCGGCAGCGGGAGACCCCAUUAGCUAAAGUGGUGCUUCAGGUUAAGAACAGUUUCAGGUUAAGAACAGACUUCCAGAACGAAUUAAGUACUUAACCCGAGGUACCACUGUACACCCAAACCAUCAGGCAGCGCGGAAGAAAUGACACUAAACUUGCUCUGGAUCAUCUUUUGGUAAUUUAGCAGCAAAUCACUUCUAGUCAUAUGCAAACUUCACAGGGCUCAGUCAACAGUUGUCAGUUGCUAGCCUGACUGCAGCUUAUGCAGAGACCAGAUGAAAGGCUGUUAGACUAAAUUAGCUGAUGAGGGAUAGAAAUGGUCAAGAAAAUAUGUGUGGGGUGGAUAAAAUAUAUUAUUUUCCUGGUGGUAGGGAAACUAACAGGCAAUAGAUGUCUACAGAAAGUAUAAGACUAUGACCAGGGAGACCAGGGGUCAAAUCCCCUCUCAGCCAUAAAGCUCACUAGGUGACCUUGGGCCAGUCACUCACUUUCAGCCUAACCUAACUCACAGGGUUGUUGUGAGGAUAAAAUGGGAGUGGAGAACCAUGUAAGCCACCUUGAUCUCUUGGGAGGAAAAGUGGGAUCCAAAUAUAAAUAGUAAUGAUUAAGAACAACAACUGUACUGUGCUUUGUCACACUCUCUGUGCAGCAUUUUGAAGGUAGAUGGGAAAAUCUGGAAUUGAUGUUCCGCUGGCCUACAAUGUUUUGAUGCCUGAAGUGGCAAAUCCAGAUCUGUAUCUCCCCCCACCCUGCCAUGUGCUAAUUAAUAUAUUUCAAUUAGUCCAGUAGGGCUUGUGCAGGCAAAUAUCCAGCUGUCCUCAACUUGGUUCCCUCCUGAUGUUUUGGACUACAACUCAAAUCAGAGGUUGAUGGGAGCUGUAGUCCAAAACAUCAAGGGGGGGACCGGGGGGGGGGGGAAAGGUUGUGUUAAGCAGCACUUCCCAUUCUGCUGCUCCUAGUGGUUUCCUAAAUGUGUCCCCAAAGGUAAGACUUGGUGCAACAAUGAUAACUAGAGGAAUCUGUCCUUGUCUUGAGCACCUCCCAUCAUGGGUCCUGGUGAAUUGCACCCACUUACUAGCUCCACACAUGGAAACGAUUGCCUGUGUUAGUGAAGUGGAGCACCUAAGUUCUGUUUGAAAUUGGAACUUGGAUUUUAUUUUAUUUUAAAUAGAAUGACAUUCUGAGACACAUUCCAUUUUGCACAGUGCAUAUGAAUAUGCAGCUCCUAACAAAUGCAGGGAUCAACUCUCUCUGUCUUUUGGGCAGGCAGCUGCGAAGAUGUCCAGGGUGCCACUGCCUGACCCUGCCCAACGUCCCCAUUGACGUCUACAUUGCCAUGGGUGGGAGCCACAGGCCACGAACCACCUGA